Molecule: messenger RNA, 1936 nt
Organism: Drosophila rhopaloa
Lineage: Eukaryota; Metazoa; Arthropoda; Insecta; Diptera; Drosophilidae
Gene: Pop2
Product: CCR4-NOT transcription complex subunit 7
Exons: 5
Coding region: 578-1465 (295 amino acids)
Cellular component (GO): P-body; CCR4-NOT core complex; CCR4-NOT complex
Molecular function (GO): nucleic acid binding; poly(A)-specific ribonuclease activity
Source: RefSeq, a predicted model, not a curated record
CUGACGUUUUCCAGCACUAGAAUUGAAAGACGAGCAAUUUUUUUUAUUAUGGCACUUGCGCGGCUAGCAAACAAUAUUCGCUGAUUAAUAUCUGUUGGAAUUCGCUGCCAAACGUCGAGGACUCUUCAAGUUAAAGUUCCUGCAUAACAGGACUGCCGCAAAGGAAGCGGAGUGCCGGAGUCCAGUCAUUUAUUCCCCCGCCGCCUUCUCCACCACCACAAAACGAGGAGACGCCGAUCGAAACAUAAAAUUUGUGCAAAUAGCUAAAAUCCACACAGUCCGCCAUCGAAUAUUAUGAAAUGGCAUCAGCUUCAAAUGUCUUGUCUUGUGUUAUCUGAAAGUGUGUUAACGUAUGCGAUACGAUUUAGGUAUAAUAGAGUCCUGUAAAGGCUGAGUUCAAUUGUAUAUUCAUAUUCCAAAUCCCCUGCAUUUGAUCAAGAGCAUUGCCUCAGACCAAAAAGUAAUACCAUUUACCCAAGAGGAACUUGUUGCUUGAGGCUUGGUUGUAGGUCAGUGCGAAGAGGUGGCUGAUCCGGCGGCAAAGAGUGCGCAACAGGCGACGACCGGCGACGAUACAAUGCCCUCGGCCAUCAGUGGCGCGGCACACGGCCAAGUCCACAUACCGAGCAACGAGGAGUGCGGCAUCCGGGACGUGUGGAAGCAUAACCUGGAGGAGGAGUUCCGCACUAUCCGAAAGGUGGUGCAGAAGUACCACUAUGUGGCCAUGGACACAGAGUUCCCCGGCGUCGUGGCUCGACCCGUCGGCGAGUUCCGCUCCACGGCGGACUACCACUACCAGCUGCUGCGCUGCAAUGUCGACCUGCUGCGGAUCAUCCAAUUGGGUCUGACUUUCAUGGACGACGAAGGAAAAACGCCGCCCGGCUACUCGACCUGGCAGUUCAACUUCAAGUUUAACCUGAGUGAGGACAUGUAUGCGCAAGACUCGAUCGAUCUGCUGCAGAACUCUGGUAUCCAGUUCAAGAAGCACGAGGAAGACGGUAUUGACCCCAUUGAGUUCGCCGAGCUGCUGAUGAGCUCCGGCAUCGUGCUGGUAGACAACAUCAAGUGGCUGUGCUUCCACUCGGGUUACGACUUUGGCUACCUUUUGAAGCUGCUCACCGAUCAGAACCUGCCCGCGGAUGAGGGCGACUUUUUUGAGCUGCUGCACAUCUACUUUCCCAACAUCUUCGACAUCAAAUAUCUUAUGAAGUCCUGCAAGAACUUAAAGGGCGGCCUGCAGGAGGUGGCCGACCAGCUGGAACUGCGGCGCGUUGGCCCCCAGCAUCAGGCCGGUUCCGAUGCCUUGCUUACGGGCAUGGCCUUCUUCAAAAUGCGUGAGAUGUUCUUCGAGGACAACAUCGACCAUGCUAAGUACUCCGGACACCUAUACGGCCUGGGCACCUCGUUCAUCGUCAACGGCACCAACUUCCACGAGAGCAACGGCGAGACGAACAGCGCCUCAUGAUUCGUGCUAAUGGGUAACGUGGUCGUGCACGACCGGAAGGUAGAGCAGGAGGGCUCUGCAGCGGGUCCGCCGGCAUCUGUGCAGGCCACACCACCUGGCCAACCAGUCCUCGCCGCCGCCACCACACCUUUGCAAUAAUCUGCCAGCAGUCACUGAACGUUCCCAUUUAUACAACAUUUACCCCGUUAGCCAUAUAGCUACUCUCUUGAUGUUCCCACGCAAGUUCAGAAAAAAACACAACCGUAAAAUACAAAUAAUGGCAUACAACUAAUUGUAAAUCGCUUAAUUAUGAGAGAACCCAGCAAAACUAUAAUAGAUUCAAUUUCAAAUUCUGCAUGUCUUAAAUGUGUUACGAAUACAAAACUAAGGUAAAUAAGCUAAUAUUGUAAGCCAAAGGGCAAAAUAGAAUAUUGUGUACUUGUAAAAAAAAAACAACAGAACAAUAUAUUUAAAACUUUUUAAUUUAGUGUA